This is a messenger RNA of Haliotis rubra (blacklip abalone), 2887 nucleotides long. Its product is annotated as prostaglandin E2 receptor EP4 subtype-like. The transcript has 3 exons. The record is from RefSeq and is a predicted model, not a curated record. NCBI's taxonomy places the organism in Eukaryota, Metazoa, Mollusca, Gastropoda, Lepetellida, Haliotidae. Gene Ontology annotation, molecular function: prostaglandin E receptor activity. Gene Ontology annotation, cellular component: plasma membrane. Bases 698 to 2032 code for a protein of 444 amino acids. Gene Ontology annotation, biological process: inflammatory response; positive regulation of cytosolic calcium ion concentration; adenylate cyclase-activating G protein-coupled receptor signaling pathway.
GCAAAUACUGAAGGUUAUGGAUAGGGUUCAGAGUUGUAGUCAGUGAGCACUUAAACCGACUCCUAUGGGAGCCCCUCUAUUCACAAUCGGAGCAGUAUUAUCAGACUCUAAUCGAUUUCUACGCCGCAGUGAUCAUCAACAAACGCUCACUACGAUGAAAGGAAUACGUUACAGGUAUUCAUCACGACCAGGAUCUUCAUACAGAAGCUCUGCUAGAGAGCUAUGCACAGCAUGAUUUGGUCGCCUUGAUUCGUGUGAUUUGACGGAUAUGAGUACAGUGUGUUAAACAACAUUGAUUGACGGUCACCAAGCUCAACACGCCUCGGGAAAUUUCACCGAAAGGAGAUCGUGGCAUGCGCACUGACGUCUGACGAGCAGACGACAGUUACAUUCACGCCAAACAGUCCUGUGAUUGUGGAUUUGUAAAUGAAAAAGCUGCAGUGGAAUACCCAGGAAGAUAUGUUUGUGUAGUUAUAUAUUUUAUAUUCCACGCCUGAUAAACUGGAUACUUGGAUAUGUGAGGAUACAGCAGCUAAACUACUAAGGAUAGAAUACUUAAUGUAUGUGUGUAUGGGUAACCUUAUCUCCGGCAAAGUGAAAACAUUUCCUGGCUGAGGGUUAGGGGAUAUACACCUGACAGCGAAGGUCAUAAAAUGUUUGUGAACAGUCAAGCUGUGUGAUAAAUGUGCGCUUUCUAAUGUUGGUCUCGGGUGAUGUCAUGGCGACGACUUCGGAACAGUACACCAUGUCGGAGAAGCAACUGCUUCUGAUCAAUGACACUGAAGGAAUAGGAGCAAAUAUCAGUGUCGGAGGCUAUGUAGUGGACGCUGCCAAACGGAACCACACCGUAAUGGUUGCCAGCGUCAUGUUUGGCACCGGGGUCUUCGGCAAUCUCCUGGCCCUCUUCGUCCUUGCAACGUCUGCCAUUGAGCAAAGAAGGACCUUGUUUUACAAACUGGUCGCGGGAUUAGCUGUCACGGAUCUGUUCGGGACGUGUGCUCUGUCACCUGUUGUGAUAUCUGUAUAUGUGAAUAAUUUCAAGUGGAUAGGUGGCAUGCCCGUCUGUCAUUACUUCUCCUUCAUGAUGAUAUUUGCCAGUUUCACUACACUGUUCAUCGUUACCUCAAUGGCAGUUGAGCGAUACAUCUGUGUCCGACAUCCGUAUCUGUACCACACAAGGCUCACAGCGACAUAUGCUAAAGUCACACUUAUAGGUUCCUGGGUGUUAUCAAUAUUGAUUGCCUCGUUUCCUCUAAUGGGAUUUGGAAAAAAUAUAUACCAGUAUCCAAAAACAUGGUGCUUCUUUGACUACUUGAGCAAGGAACCUGUAAAUAUUGCCUUCAAUUUGUUCUAUGCCCUUAUAGCUUUAAUCGCUAUAUUCGUGACCAUCAUUUGUAAUAUAGUUGUAAUAUACACUCUCAUAAGGAUCAGGAAAAAACAAGACAUACUCAAUGCCUCAGGUGGGAACACAAGGAAGUUUAAGAGCAAAAACAAGAGGUACGCCGAGAUUCAGAUGGUGGUACUCCUCAUUGGAAUUACUGUUGUCUUUGCAAGCUGCUACUUUCCGCUGAUGAUUUAUGUGCUUCUGUGCCAGACAGACCUGGUCACUUUAAUGAAGACGGACAAAAUGGGUCUUCUGCUGAUCCGCUUCGCUUCAUUCAAUCCUAUACUGGAUCCCUGGGUUUAUAUCUUAUUUAGAAGAGAGCUUGUAUGGAAGAUCGUAAAUGCCAUAAAAUGCAUUCUAAGGAUUGACCAAAAAAAUAUACAAAAUGUUAAAACUCCUUUGAACGAAGAGGAACCAAACUGUUGUGUGUUUUGUCUACAGUGUCUGUGUGAACCCCCAAAUACAAAAACAAACUACUCCGUCUCAAGGCCGUCCGCGACGUUGCAAAGGUCGCCGUCUGAGCGGAGACGUCUCAGCGAGAAUUUAUACGGGAACGGAACAGUUACCUCAAAACUGCUGAUUAAACCUCCUUCACCGGCAGAUGAAAUGGUUUUAAAGUCAUACAGGAACGCACAAACUAGCAGUUGAUUGUUAUUAUUGAUUUCAUGGUUAUACCCCAUUUUAGUUCAUUAAAUAUUUGUGCAAACAUGACAUGCAACGGAUGCAGAAUGUUAUUUUUAGACUAUGGAACAAUUCUGCAAUUUAAUGUCAAACGACCUAUGAUAAAGUAUGUACGUUUGCAGAAUAUCAAUCAUUAAUGGUUCUGUGUUUGACAACAUGUCAUCGGUUUUUCAUUUUCAUCACAAUCACACAUUCAGUUGGACAGGUUCUCUGUCUACCUAUAUUGGCAUAUUUGUUAAAAUGCGUCCACGCCUUCCAACGGAGAAACCAGUUAAACCCUCAGUUAUUCCUUUAGUGGGGUUUAUUACUACUGAUUCUUUGGUCACAUGUUUGAUUCAAAGAAAUAUCUUAUAAACCGAAAAAUCAAAUGUUGGUGAGCUGAUUUCAGUGAAGGGGGCCAGCCACACCCAACUCAGAGUACGUCUCAAAGGGGCAUGGUCUACACAUAUAACGGGUUCGAUCUGAUAAUGUUAUGAAUGGUAUUUAAAGAAUAAUACUGAUGUUAAUAUGGAAAUGGCAUUUAUAUGAAAAAUUAUUCAAUCAUUCCAUUCAUAAUUUAUCAACACAUUUGUAAUAUAUGUCUCAAGCCUGUGAUAACAAAAUAACAGUUCGAUUAUUUGAUACAUGUGUUUGUUAAAAAACAAUUGAAUUGUAUGUAUAUAGUAUAUAAGGUGUAGUUCAAAACAAAACAAGGAAAUCAUUUUCUCUCUAAUCGUUUAAGAAUGUUUGUAAUGUAAACAAAACACAAUCAAAUUGACAUGCGCAUGGCGAUAUGGUAUUUGAAAAUAAAUGCAUACUUUCAUAAUAACGGAUAACCUUUAG